CUAUUAGAUAAUAAACCAAGACAUCAUCAACUUGUCUACUUCUUCUCUCUCGUUUUGCAGAUUUUAUCAUCUUUGUUUCUCUCAGAUUCCACAAAAACAUUUGUUUUUUUUUGCGUUGGAAUCUGUGAGGAACAGAGGAUAAGGUAUCAUGGGUUCCAUCUCUUUAUCCAAUUCUCUGCCCAUAACGCGACUUCCUCUACUUACAUCACUCAAUCAAUCCCUUCUUCCCACUUCUCCAUCCUUCUCACUUCCUCCUCUCCCCAACCGUCGUCGCUCCAGUUUUUCACAGAGAAUUGCCGCAUCUGCCGUCUUCUCAGCUCCUGCCGGCGUCAAUGACUCCCUUCCGGCAAGAAACGAGGGCUACACCGUUGGUGAUUUCAUGACAGGGAGACAGCAUCUCCAUGUUGUUAAGCCUUCAACCUCGGUAGAUGAUGCAUUGGAACUUCUGGUUGAGAAAAAAGUCACUGGAUUGCCUGUAAUUGAUGACGAUUGGAACCUGGUUGGUGUUGUUUCUGAUUACGACUUGCUUGCACUGGAUUCCAUUUCUGGCCGCUGCCAAAAUGAAACCAACUUGUUCCCUAACGUCGACAGUACCUGGAAAACGUUCAAUGAACUCCAGAAACUGAUAAGUAAGACACAUGGACAAGUGGUUGGGGACUUGAUGACGCCUUCCCCUCUGGUUGUCCGUGGUUCAACCAACUUAGAAGAUGCAGCCAGGUUGCUUCUGGAAACAAAGUUCCGAAGAUUACCAGUCGUGGAUUCAGAUGGAAAACUGAUUGGGAUCCUUACAAGGGGGAACGUAGUAAGGGCUGCACUGCAGAUCAAGCGUGAAACAGAGAACUGUGAAACUUAGCUAGAUAAUCCCUUUCAAUCUGCCAUAGUUAAAUAGCAAAUCUGUUCAUUCCAUUCAUGGAAGUAUAUAUAAUGUAAACCCAAACUGGGAAUUCAAGACGUUAUUGUGUAGGGCAAAGUCUAUUCUCUA
Raphanus sativus (radish) is the source of this 982-nucleotide messenger RNA. RefSeq names its product CBS domain-containing protein CBSX2, chloroplastic. NCBI's taxonomy places the organism in Eukaryota, Viridiplantae, Streptophyta, Magnoliopsida, Brassicales, Brassicaceae. The record is from RefSeq and is a predicted model, not a curated record. Bases 149 to 853 code for a protein of 234 amino acids. The transcript is spliced from 8 exons.